AAACCGCUGAGCCAUCUCUCCAGCCCCAGCGAUGCUUGUUAAACAGUUCAGCUCUGGGGAGACUUUCUUUUUCUAUCCUACAUCACAAAUUUCACAUUACUCUUUAAGAGGUUGUAGCUCCAGGUGUCGAUUUAAUUUAAAAAAAGAAAUGUUUACCAUGUGUAGGCUGUAAGGUGCUUAUUUGUGUGAUUCUUGACAGUGUGGGGGUUGAACCUGUUGGUGUUGGACCAAGUUGGUUCCCCUGUGCUUAGCUCCUUGCGCCGCCCACUCUCUUACUACCCAGAGCUAAAACAUGCCUGAGGCUUGUCACUUUUAAGUGUCCACCAGGCACUCACCCCUCUCCUCUCCCUGGCCUUCGCCUUGGUUAAGACCUUUGCUUCUGCUGGAGUCCCUUCCAGCUUGGCUGCUUCUCAUUCCCUGCCUCUGGGCUCCUGGUUCACUCUCUAUUCAAAGUCAGCCUUCUUCAAAAACUCCUUCUUGCACCCUGGAACCUGGUAGGGACUUCCUGUCAGUCUGAACUCUCGGAACUGUGUGAGACAAGCUUGCUGUGGUGACUGGCUGGCCUUGGAUCACUGGUCCUUCUGCCCCUAGGUUACAGGCAUCUUGUUUAUAAUGGCUCUGGUAGCCGCUCUCUUAGACUUUCACAGCAGGCUACUCUCUCCUGUCCUGGCUGUGUUUUGGACCCUUCCUGCUGCCGCUUUUUUUGAGGACACCCCAGAGGUGGAAGAUGCUUCCCUCGGUUUACAGGAAAGCCAUGCCUCCACCAGUCCUUCCACCCCGGUUCUCUCUGUCUGUCAGUGCCACAAAGCUUGACACAGCUGAUGGGAAGGGUGUGACGUAUGGUGUAUUGGUAAUAGUAAUGUCACCUGCCAGCUUAUCUUAAUCUUAACAUGUAUUACUCAUAAUGUAACCUUCCCGCCUAAAAGAAAUCCCUUUUCCUUUCCCUUGAGAUUUAUGGUAGGAGUUGACUGCAACACUCACCGGCAGUUUGUUUUACUUUUUACUUUUUACUUUUUUUUUUUUUUUUUUUUUUUUGAGGAAAAGAAAACUAUUAACUUGGUGUAAGUAGAAAUGUCACUGAAGGGAAAAUACAGCAAAGAAAAGUUUAGCCAGGUGGUCAUGGUGGAACUUACCAUAGUCCCAGAACUCUGGAGGCCAAGGCAUGAAGGUGGUGGUGUGAGGCCAGCCUAGGCGACACAGAGGAACCCAGCCUCACAAGCCAAAGUUUUUCUUCUUGGAAGUGCAGGGGACCAAGGCCAGAGCCUUGUACCUGCUAGGUAGACGCUUCUGUGGAGCUGCACCCCCAGCCCGGCACAUGUUGCGCUUGCCUCUUUAACCUCUCAUAAAAUAAGGGAACGAGGGCCCAGCUCAGUGGUAGAGUGCUUUGAAACUUCAAUCCUGGUGCCAAAAAAGAAAACGGGAGUGUGUGCUGCUGCUGGUGGGGUAACUGCCCUGGCUCUCAGAAUCCAGUUUUCUGUUACAGCUGUGAGAAUGGCCUGUGAAUCAGCCAAGCCUCCAGUAAUCAGAGGGAGGCAGUGGGAGCUACUGUGAGAGCGAUAAUGCCUGCGGAGGUUGGAGAGAGGCACCGACCGCCCAGUGUUAUGUGCUGGAGGAGGCAGUGCAGUAGGUGGACUUUGAAAAGCCUGGAAGACUUCUAGGUACCUCAUUACUAAGUAGAGGCCAGAAAACCGUGUCUGAGGAGGGAUAUCAAGACCAGAACAUGUCAAGGUCCCUUGUGAGAUACAAUGGUUGGGAAACAUGCUGGCUUGACUCAAGACCUUGGAUAGUCGGGAGGGAGUAUUUAGGGUUCGGCCAGGGGAAAAAUUGUUUGAAACUCCUGAAUGGGUAAUUUGAAGGCAGAGAGAGAGCCAGUAGUGAAGGAAUGCUUUGUCUUAAGGCUGGGUUUGACAUAUGGGGUGGGCUUGGACCUGAGUGGAAGUGGCGAUUUAAGGUAGUUUAAACCUGGAGGGUGUGGUUCGUAGUCUGUGAUCUGUUGGUGGAGCUGCCAGGCAGGCAACUUUUACAAAUUGUAUUUAUUUUUUAAAGGGAAAGACUUGCUGUGUCUUGGCUGCCUCUGCUCCUCAGUGCUGGGAGGUAUGGACGUGGACCGUGGUCAGCUAGUGGUCAGCAACUAAGGAAAAGCUUACCCAAGAGGGCGUCAGUAUGUGGUUGUUCCCUUAACCUCAAGGUUCCUAUAACUUAGUAGAGAGACUUCCAAGGAAACAGGACAGUGUGAUUCAUGCAGCAGUUGCUGUGCGUCCAAAGCAUCGCAGUAAUGAGAAAGAGGAAAGGCUUCUAAUCAGCGAGGUUCUAAGGGGUGAAGGAAAGGGGCAUUUCCAAGGGAGGGAGAGCCUGCGCAGAACCACGGGUGUGUGGAGCCUGCCGCUUCCUGCAGUUCCUUGGCUGAAAGAGAGCAUGGAGGAAUCUUGAGAGGUGGAGAGGGUGUCUGGGGCCUGUGGGGGAGGGGUAGGAAAUUUAGAACGUGAGUGAUACAGUACAGAUACUGUGAGCUGUGUCCAUAUGAUUUGAUUUUACUCGAGCUUCAGAGGUAAGCAGUGUCCUUGGCUACUUUUAUGUCAACUUGACACUAGCUAAAGUCACCUGAGAGGAGGGAACCGCCAUUGAGAAAAUGCAAGAUUGGGCUAUAGGUAAGCUUGUUGGUCAUAUUCUUAAUUAGUGAUUGAUGGGGAGGACCCAGCCUUCUGUGGGUGGUGUCAUCCCUGGGCUGGUGAUCCUGGGUUCCAUAAGAAAGCAGGCUGAGCAAACCAGUAAGCAGCACCCUCCAUGGCCUCUGCAUCAGCUCCUGCCUCCAGGUUCCCGCCUGGUUUGAAUUCCUGUGUUAGCUUCUCUCGGUGGACUGUGAUUCAGUGUAUGUAAGCCAAGUGAGCCCUUUUUUCCCAGACUGCUUUUGGUCAUGAGGUUUCAUCAUAACAAUAUUAGCCCAAACUAAGACAGUGUGAGAAGAUAGGAGACCUGGAGAACUUAACCCAUUGGAUGGGUGGGGGAGCAAAUUUAUAUUUUUAAUUCCAUGUAUGUUCUAUGUAGCAUAAAAAUACUGCAGUCAAAGGGAACAAGAAGCCGGGCGUGGUGGCACACGCCUUUAAUCCCAGCACUUGGGAGGCAGAGGCAGGUGGAUUUCUGAGUUUGAGGCCAGCCUGGUCUACAGAGUGAGUUCCAGGACAGCCAGAGCUACACAGAGAAACCCUGUCUCGAAAAAACCGAAAAAAAAAAAAAAGGGAACAAGAGAUUUACUUUGUGACAGAUAUAGAAUGGCUGUGGCCUGGAAGCACACAUUCUAACUGCCCUGAAGAGCAUGUUUGUUUGUUUGUUUGUUUGUUUGUUUGUUUGUUUUUGAAGACAGGAUUUCUCUGUGUAGCCCUGGCCAUCCUGAACCAGGCUUGCCUUGAACUAAGUGAUUUGCCUGACUCGGCCUCCCAAGUGCUGGAAUCAAAGGUGUGUACCGCUGAAUAACAUAUCUUAACAUGGAAGCAGUUACAUGAACUGUCACAGUCAGAACAAAAGACAGUCAUAAACCAUCUGGACCUGGUAGCAAACACCCACAGUCCCGGGACUCCUGAGGCAGAGGCAAGGAGGGUCACUGUGGAUUCAUAACAGCGACCUGGUAAGGUCCGUCUCAGCCAGAGCGAUCUACCAAGACAGUAUCAGGAAGGAAGACAGACCGACAGACAGAAAGAGAGAGAGGCAAGGAAGUUUGCAGAUACCUUGCUGGGGACUUGAGGUGGCUAGGCUACAACAGGUGCCAGAGACCUUCUUGAUAGUGAGCUUUUGGUUUGAUGAAAGCUAGUGUCCUGCUUAAUUAAUACACCCCAAAAGCUUUACCUGUAGUUAUUAGAUCAGAUACUGGUGAACAUAAUUUUCCCUGAAUCCAUAGUGUUGACUCUUUAAACUCAAGCUUGACACAACCAGUGGAUGUCAAAUCUUCAGCAUGCACCCUGUCCCCGGGCUGGGGGCAGAGGACCUGACAACUUCAAUUUACAAAAAAGUUGUGAUAAAAUCCAAUCAUACAUGUUGAAGAAAAUAUGUCAGUGGUCCAGGUGGAGCUUUCGAGCUGCCCUUUUAAAGCCUACAUUAGAAAGUGGGAGACAGCUGGGCGUGGUGGCGCAUGCCUUUAAUCCCAGCACUCGGGAGGCAGAGGCAGGUGGAUUUCUGAGUUCGAAGCCAGCCUGGUCCACAAAGUGAGUUCCAGGACAGCCAGGGCUAUACAGAGAAACCCUGUCUCAGAAAACAAAACAAAAAAACCAACCCCCCCCCCCAAAAAAAAAAGAAAGAAAGAAAGAAAGUGGGAGACAGGUCUUGUGAGUUAAUGCACUUCCUUCCCCUAUUGGAGAAGAGAGCAGCAGAAGAGCUGGUGGCCCACAGCUCUGUCUCAGUGAACAACUGGUGGUAAAGAAGCAACCAGAAGGGACUUCUGUGGACUGGGUAGGGACCUGAGGGAGUCAGGAGCCUGAACUUACAGUGUCGCUGGACCUUAAAACUGGUGGGUGAUGUUUCCUAGGUGUGAAUCUAAGUGCAGUUGAGCAAUGCAGAAUGGAGCCCUGGAGUUUGUCUGAGUAAGGACAGGGAGGCAGAAAGGCUCUGAGGUGAGACUCUAGGCUAGACACAUGCCAGCAGCGCUCCCUGAGAGUUCUGCAGGGUCUUAGAAGAGUGAUGCCUGGCUCAUGAGUAGACAGGGGACUCGUUCAUAGAGGAAAUAAGUUAGAAGUGUACCACUGGGUCAUAUCAUGAAGCUUUUGUGUUGGUUUUACCAGAAAGGAAUGUGGUGGCUUUUUUCCAUUUCCUAGAAUGAUGCUUUUUUUACAGUUGUGAAAAUCAUCUUAAGAAACAGCGAUUGGCUCAGUGUCUGUUAUGGCUAAUACUUGGGGGUUAUUCCAGAAUGUUGAAAUAGGGGAUGCUCACUGCUAAUGCCUUAGCUUCCCCUUCCCCGUUCCUUUCCCAGCCAGUGUUGUAGGAUUCAUUUUAAGAUUAUAUUUACUUACUUAUUUUGUCGGAGCUGUUUAUACCAUAUCCUGCAUGGGGAUCCGAGGUCAGCUUGUCAAAAUUGGUUCUCCUUCCACCGUGUAGGUCCCAGGGAUUGAACUCCGGUCAUCAGGCUUGGUGGCAGGUGACUCUACUUGCUGAGUGUAGGAUUUUUUUGUUUUGUUUUGUUUUGUUUUGUUUUGUUUUUCAAGACCUGUCUCUGUAUAGCCCUGGCUGUCCUGGAACUCACUUUGUAGACCACGCUGGCCUCAAAUUCAGAAAUCCGCCUGCCUCUGCCUCCCAAGUGCUGGGAUUAAAGGCGUGCGCCACCACGCCCAGCUUUAGGAUUUUUUUAAAAGAUGUAUUUAUCUCUCAAAGAUUUCAUGUGUAUGAGUGCUUUGCCAUUGUGUGUGUCUAUGCACCACACACAUUCCAAACACCAGUGGAGGUCAGAAGAGGACAUUAGAUCCUCUGAAACUGGUGUUACUGGUAGUUGUAAGCUGUCUUGUGGGUGACAGGAGCCAGACCCAGGUCUUUUGUAAGAGCAGCAAGUGCUCUUAACUGCUGAGCCAUCUCUCUGCCCCUCUUAUGUAGGAUUUUAAUUAAAUCAAGGUUCAAUAUCUUGUGUCUUUGUUUUUGUUUUUGCUAACAUUUUACUAAAUUAAUAUAAUUGUUAAAAUUAGCAUCCUUAAAUUUCAAGUGAAGUUAUAGGAGGAUAAAUCUCUGUAGUAAUUAAGGAGCUGCUUUGUUCUAGAAAAAUAGGAACUUAGUAUUUUUUCCACUAAGAAAUCUAAAGAUGGCCAAGCAUUGGUGAUGUACACCAUAAUGUCAGCUAACUACUCAGAGGCUGAGGCAGAGGCAUUGCAAAUUUGAGAUCUACUUGGGUUGUGUAGUGACUUGAAGACCAUCCUGGGUCUCCCAAGUAAGACCAUCUUACUGAGCUCCGUCCUCAACAAUGAAAGGAAAGAAGGAGGGAGGGAGGUAGAAAGGAAGGGAGGAAGGAAGGAAGGAAGGAAUUAAUUGUGAAGUAGCCGGUGGAGGACCUGCCUAGCAUGUCCAAGAAAACUUUGUGUUUAAUCCUGAGUAACACAAAGGGGAAAAGAAAAGUCUAAAAGAUAAGCAAGUCUCAGUGGUUAGGAGCUGGUCCCUCCUGAUCACAGAGUGACUUAUGCUCCAGCUAUCAGGGCUCUGUGUUAAGAAAUAUAGACAGGUGGUGAUGGUGAUGGUGAUGGUGAUGGUGAUGGUGAUGGUGAUGAUGAUGAUGCUGCUGCUGCUGCUGCCGCCGCUGCACUGCCGAUGCUGGUGGUGCCAGCAGGUACCGACCAGUCUGCACCACCAUACCUGGCCCUUUUUUUUUUUUUUCUUUUUGUGAUUUUGGGGAUGGAAUGCAGGCCCUACCUAGUUCAUACCAGCAAGCACUGUGACACUGAGCUUCGUCCCAGCCAUAAACCAGAGUUUCUUAAUCUCAUCUGAAAGCAGGUCCUAAUUAUCUGCUAGACAGAUAACCACAUGAUCUUACCACAAAGGUCAGGUUGCUGGCAGAGGUGCUUAGAACACAUUCAUGCAUAGAGAGACACAUUUGAGACUGGCAAAAUGGUCCUUGGACCUGGCAAGGGGGCAGGUGGAGCUGGGUACAGCGAAGUACUGCUGUGGUUGCCAGCACUCAGGAAGCUGCAGCAGGAGGGCCCUUUGAGUCCAGUGAGCCAUCUGAAGGGAAGGGCCAGGAGUGAGAGACACCAGCAGACAGCAGAAGAAGACAAGAAGGCAACAGAGAGGCAGAGAAGUGAAGGAUUCCUGCUAUUGAGGACUCAUUCUGGGACCUAAAAUAUGACAAGCUUGUAUUUAAACAGAUGCUGGAGAUGCCAAGAACAUCUUCUCAAGCUAUAAAAGCCAGGAGUAUAUCAAGGGGAUCUGCGAGCCGGAGCUGGAGGAGAAAGAGUGCUACCCCAAGGCCAUGCACUGCAUUUUUGUCGGGGCACAAAGCCUCUUUUUGAAGAGCUUAAUUCAGGAUACGUGUGCUGACCUCUGUGUUUUAGAUACUGGGCUUCUUGGCAUCCGAGGAAGCGCUGAAGCUGUGGUCAUGGCCAGGAGUCACAUUCAGCAGUUUGUGAAGCUCUUUGAGAGCAACGAGAACCUCCCCAGUAAUCAGAGAGAGUCGGAAAUCAAACGGGAAUUCAGACAGUUUGUUGAAGCCCACGCAGACAGUUAUACAAUGGACCUGUUGAUUCUGCCUACUUCCUUGAAGAAGGAACUACUGAGUCUCACACAAGGGGAAGAGAGUCUGUUUGAAACAGAUGAUGAUGUCAUUACUGUUGGAGAUGUACGGCCACCAGAGUACACACAGAGUGCUGCCACAGGACCGAGUAGUGCUAGAGAUGAAGUUGUUGUACAGGAAGAUUCUAGAAAUAAAGCUAGGACCCCUGUUUCUGAGCUUACAAAACACAUGGACACAGUCUUCUCUAGUUCACCAGAUGUGCUUUUUGUUCCGGUGAAUGGCCUAAGUCCAGACGAAGAUGCUCUUUCCAAAGACAGAGUUUGUCACAAGAGGAGAUCUUCUGAUACGGAAGAAAGGCACACCAAGAAGCAGUUUUCCUUGGAGAAUGUUCCAGAAGGGGAGCUUUUGCCAGAUGGUAAGGGGUCAGCUGGAAAUGAAGUUAUUGACCUGUCUGAUCCUGCUUCAAACUCUACAAAUCUAAGCCCCGAUGGAAAAGACACUACAGAAGAAAUGGAAUACAAUAUCCUUGUUAACUUCUUUAAAACCAUGGGCUAUUCCCAAGAGAUUGUUGAAAAGGUCAUUAGGGAGUAUGGGCCUUCUACAGAACCGUUACUGCUCUUAGAGGAAAUUGAAAAAGAAAAUAAAAGGCUCCAAGAAGACCGAGACUUUCCACCUUGUACUGUGUAUCCAGAUGCCAGUCAGAGCAGAAAUGCAGGGGUUGGGAGCACCACAAAUGAGCUCACAGCAGACUCCACGCCAAAGAAAGCACAGAGUCACACAGAGCAAAGUAUGGUGGAGAGAUUCUCGCAGUUACCGUUCAAAGACUCUAAACACUGUACCUCAAAUUGCAAAGUUAAUUCUUUCAGAACAGUGCCAGUAGGACAAAAACAGGAAAUCUGGGGUUCAAAGCAGAACUCAAGUUGUACUGUCGACCUGGAAACUGAUGGCCACUCGGCCUCUGCCGCCUCUGCCAGCCCUAAAGACAUCAGUUUUGUUUCAAGGGGAGCUUCAGGGCACCAACAGAGAAACCCAGCUUUUCCUGAAAAUGGUUUUCAACAGCAAACAGAACCUUUGCUUCCAAAUAAUACGAAGCCUGCCUGUGAAAAGCGUUCUGGCUCCUGUAGCUCUCCUCAGCCUAAGCCAAAUUAUCCCCCACUUUCUCCACCACUGCCGCUGCCCCAGCUGCUACCUUCAGUUACUGAGGCUCGAUUGGGAGGGUCCUCUGACCAUAUCGAUUCCUCAGUUACAGGGGUUCAAAGAUUUCGAGAUACCUUAAAAAUACCAUACAAGCUGGAAUUAAAAAACGAACCAGGACGAGCAGAUUUGAAGCAUAUUGUUAUAGAUGGAAGUAAUGUUGCAAUUACCCACGGUCUGAAAAAGUUCUUUAGUUGCCGUGGAAUAGCAAUUGCAGUUGAGUAUUUUUGGAAGCUCGGCAACAGGAACAUCACUGUGUUUGUCCCACAGUGGAGAACAAGACGGGAUCCUAAUAUCACAGAACAGCACUUCUUAACCCAGCUCCAGGAGCUUGGAAUAUUAUCUUUAACUCCUGCCCGGAUGGUCUUUGGAGAAAGAAUUGCUUCUCAUGAUGACAGGUUUCUACUGCACUUAGCGGACAAGACUGGGGGUAUAAUUGUAACAAACGAUAACUUCAGAGAGUUUGUGACCGAGUCGGUGUCCUGGAGAGAAAUUAUUACCAAAAGACUGCUUCAGUACACGUUCGUGGGGGACAUAUUUAUGGUUCCUGAUGACCCUCUGGGAAGAAACGGACCUCGGCUAGAAGAAUUUCUUCGAAAGGAGGCCUUUCUUAGACACAUGCAGCCGCUACUCAAUGCCCUGCCAAGUGUGGGCACAUUUGACCCUGGCUUCCGGAGUCCCAGCACGCAGGUAGCCAACAACAGCCACCAGCCUCCACCCCGGAUCCAGACCUCUUCAAGCCCUUGGCUUCCCCAGCAGUCCCACUUCACAGCUCUGGCCACCCUUCCCAGUAUGCAGCAGAACCCACCCCUGCCAGCACAGAGAUCUUCUGCAGAGACCAGCGAGCUGAGGGAGGCGCUGCUAAAGAUCUUCCCUGACUCUGAGCAAAAGCUGAAGAUCGACCAGAUCCUGGCAGCUCAUCCGUACAUGAAAGACCUGAAUGCCCUGUCGGCCCUGGUGUUGGACUGACGGCUGGGCUGGAGCCCACUGAUGCUGGGGAACUGCCAACCGUGGGAUGGACCAUAACGUGAAGAAGCCUUCCCGGAAAGCAUUGCUGUGUUGUAUAGAAAAAGGAGGGAAAUGUUUUAUGUAUACAAAAGUCUGGGGUUUCAAAGCCAGCUUUUUUCUAUAUAUAAAUUAUGCUGCUAUUACAGACUUAACGUUUUCUGUAAAAGGAAAGUACUCUUUCUGCCUGUUCAGAACUGUUUAAUAGCAGUUACUCUUGAGUGUAUUUACAGUUUUAUGUUUUUUAAACUAUUUUCCUUAAAGCUGAAGAAAAAAUGACAAAUAAAUAUGGUUAGCCUUUCUAAAUAAAAUUUUAAAAAAAAAUUAAGAAAAAAAAAGGAGUUGCUUCCUUAAGGAAAGCAAGACUUCUUAAAGUCUAUUUUCUUGAGGUAAUUUGUCCUGUUCACUAAACAUGGCGUGUGCUCCCCUGCCUUCAUCCCUAGAGUGGGCCUGCUCUGCUCUUGUGGGGCCUUCUCAGCGAGCCAUUAUGAGAGUGAAGAAGUGGAGCCACUAGAUGGCAUCUGACACCCGGGCUGUCACCAGUGGCCAGACAAAGUCAGACUGAGGAGCAGGUGGGAAGUCUUAGAGGACGUACAGCCCCAGCAUGCUCCCUGACUGGCGUAGCUCCGUAGUGCACUCACCAGCCAUGGCCGCCAUGCUCCCACCCUGGCUCCACAGCUACCUUAGCCUCAGAAGACAAGGUAGGCACUGAAGCCUCUGGUGAGGAGACCCCCCCCCCCCCAUGUGGCGUUUGUACAGCUUUGCCAAAAAGUUUUCUAUUCUCAAGGAUGACCCAAGCCAAUAAAUAGCAUUAGUCCUUUCAGAAGGGCCUCAAAGCCCCUGCAUUUCCCUUCUUUUGUCUACUUAGAGGUUUCUUAGCAGCAAUUCCUGAGUCUUUCAGAACCAGUUAUCUCAGUAUUGUCUCUUCUCGGUGUAGCUUGAAGUCUGUGUCUGUGAACCCCCUCCUGGUCAUUCUUAGUGUCUUGGCUCUCACCUGGACCUUCAAAGGGCUUUGUGUUCUCCAUCCAUGCAGUCUCCAGGCCCUUGUGGUUAAAUUCACUGCCCUGUGGAUUGUUGUUCUCCCGGUCCCGCAGGUAACCGUGGACUUGGUGCUGGUUUGUUAUCCGUAGUGCAGGGACUGUGUAGAUCACAGAAUGCUGCCACCAUGCCGUGUCUUGGUUCAUUUGGUCCCUGCACCCAUCAGGAGAUGAACAGAGCCUUCUAGGUGGCCAUACUUACGUGAUCUCUCCUGAAUUUGUUGAUGAUCCAGCCUGCUGGGAAGCUGUUUGUCAUCUGUCCCUAGGGGGUUUCAGACCUGCAGGCUGUGUGAGUACAGAACAGAGACUUCUGGCCAGCCCCAGGAGUUGACCCACCACAGUCCCCCACCCAGUGCCUCAGCUUGGGAGCACAGCAAAGGUGCCAAGGUGGAGCUGUCUCCAGGGCUUCCUGGUGUGGUCAAUCCCAGCCCAGCACUGCUGGGAACCAGGAGAGCCGGGAGUACUCCAUAGCUGCCUCAGCCUGAUGCUGGCCUGAGGAGCACAGGCUCUCAAAGGCCCUUCGGCUAGCCUGAUCUUUGAGUUGUGUGCCUCUGUGUUCUUAGUAUUGUUUCUGAGAGAUACCUGCCCAUUUCCCCUUGCCCCAUAUAGGAGGGAGGAAAAAGCUGGAGGAAACCAAAAGGCAUUAAUUACUUUGUAGAUUAUAAUGUGAAAUAUAAUUCUAGAUUCUUUGUGAAAUCUGUCACAUUUAGGUAUAACAUUUACAGCCCAGUUAUCCAGCCACUGAAGAAAGCUCACAACUUGCUUCUUUGCCUCAUCCAAAGCUCUGUUGCUGCUAGGUGCUUGUAGAUGCUUGACCUCCAUCCCUCCAGUGCCUCCUCAGUGAACUUGGGAGCGUCUUGGAAUUCCUCCCUGUGUGGAGUGCCUCUGCCUCCUGUGUAUCCUGGCAUUUGGUUGAGGCGGCCAGUGCAGCUAAGGCUGAUACCUUUGGUCAUUGGACAAGGUGUCGUGUGUGUGUGUGUGUGUGUGUGUGUGUGUGUGUGUGUGUGUGUGUGUGUCCUGGUCCAGUGUGGUUGACAGGCUCAGCUGUAUUUCUAGGACAUGUUAGGCAUGAAAGAGAGCUCCACCUCUCCUUGCCAGUCCCAAGUACCUAGCCCUCCCCCUGGGAGGGGCAUCUACUGCAGGCCCUCUGCACCAGGCUCACCCAGGCCCUUGCCUGCUCCCCAUACCUCUCCAGGGCUGUCCCUCCUCAGCAUUCUGAGCCACCUCAGCUGGGUCCAUCAGUUGCACUGUUCGCCCGAAUCGUUACUUGGUUCCUCUGAUCCCUUUAGUUAAAACACCCUUCGUUCUGUUGCUAAUGCUUCUCUCUGGCUUCCCACUUUCCCCUCCCAGAUUUGGAAACUUGGCUUCUGCCCACCACAUGGGAGUAGCCUGGGAAAUCACUGGUUGCCAUUUCAUCAUUAAUGGAGUAGCUACAGACAGCAAAGCCAUUGGCCUCCCUUUCUCUGUUUUCCUUCUUGAAGCGCUCCAUUCCUUUCUUCUUGAAGGCCUAGCCUUAAUUCAGUUUCUCAGCAGGUGGCUCUCAAGGUGAACCACCCCUUGGGCUUACAGAGAAAAGGGCAACCCUUGCUACCCUUGCUAAAAGGCAGGCUGUCAAUCUGUCACCGCCCUGAGGGAUGGACUCAGUGCUUUAGAGGAAAGCUGGUGGCUUGUCACUGC
Messenger RNA from Mus musculus (house mouse), 12105 nucleotides. It is a transcript of the gene N4bp1, whose product is annotated as NEDD4 binding protein 1. Lineage: Eukaryota; Metazoa; Chordata; Mammalia; Rodentia; Muridae. Gene Ontology annotation, molecular function: mRNA binding; RNA binding; RNA nuclease activity. The record is from RefSeq and is a predicted model, not a curated record. Gene Ontology annotation, biological process: negative regulation of gene expression; negative regulation of multicellular organismal process; negative regulation of viral genome replication. The coding region runs from base 6932 to 9355 and encodes 807 amino acids. The transcript is spliced from 8 exons. Gene Ontology annotation, cellular component: PML body; nucleus; cytosol.